AGAGAACCGUCCGUCGGACACUGAAGUAUGAACCCACACAAUGAAGUCACGCAUGACGUGUGCGCACAAUAGCAUUUCUCGAGAGGGGCCGACACUGGUCGGCGGUAUCGCCAUAAAUACACCCCACACUGUUAAUUAUCAGCUCAAUGUUGUUUUAUUUUGUGGCCAAAAUGGGAGAGAAAAAUGGCAGAGUUUGUGUAACAGGCGCCGGAGGGUAUGUAGCUUCAUGGCUUAUCAAGAUUCUUCUUUCUCAAGGCUACGACGUUCACGGCACCGUCAGAAAUCCUGGGGAUGCCAAAAACGCACAUUUGAUGAACCUUGAAAAUGCAGCUGUAAAGCUGAAACUCUUUAAGGCAGAUUUGAUGGAUUUCGACUCCAUUCUUGCGGCCGUCAAAGGAUGUGAUGGAGUGUUCCAUGUCGCCAGCCCGGUUCCUCCUACCUCUGUACCAAACCCAGAGGUAGAACUGGUCGAGCCUGCUUUAAGAGGUACUCUUAAUGUCCUGAAAGCAUGCUCUGAAGAGAAGAAAGUCAGACGUGUUGUGAUUGUAUCAUCUGUAGCUGCGGUUAUGAUGAACCCUAACUGGCCCAAGGAUCGGGUUAUGGACGAGACAUGUUGGUCAGACUCCGAAUACUGCAAGACGACUAAUAAUUGGUAUUGUUUCUCAAAAACAGUGGCUGAGGCUGAGGCUUGGGAAUAUGCAAAGAAAAACAGCCUAGAUGUUGUGACCGUGUGUCCGAGUCUUGUCCUUGGACCUAUGCUGCAGCAUGCAACAAAUGCUAGCAGUUUGGUUCUUGUUAAGCUGUUGAAAGAAGGAUACGAGGAAGCAGAAAACAAAGUCAGGAAGAUAGUUGAUGUACGUGAUGUAGCAGAAGCGCUAAAACUAGUGUACGAGAAACCAGAAGCUGAAGGUAGAUACAUAUGCACAGCUCACGCCAUCAAGACUCGGGAUAUGGUCCAAAUUCUGAAGGAAAUCUAUCCAACCUAUAACUAUCCCAAGAGCUACAAAGAGGGAAGUGAUUUGGCAGAAAUGAGUUCAGAGAAACUGCAAAGGCUUGGUUGGAAGUGUAGGACACUGAGAGAAACUCUUGUGGACUCAGUUGAGAGCUACAGACAGGCCGGCCUAAUACAAUGAUACUUUCCUAUGUUGUUUUUCAUUAACUACCACUUUGUAAUUGCCUCAAUAACUUUUAUAUAAAAUAGUCUGCAUUUGGAUUUCCUAUUCUAAA
Molecule: messenger RNA, 1227 nt
Organism: Sesamum indicum (sesame)
Lineage: Eukaryota; Viridiplantae; Streptophyta; Magnoliopsida; Lamiales; Pedaliaceae
Product: cinnamoyl-CoA reductase 1
Molecular function (GO): oxidoreductase activity, acting on the CH-OH group of donors, NAD or NADP as acceptor
Source: RefSeq, a predicted model, not a curated record